Molecule: messenger RNA, 2410 nt
Organism: Vicia villosa (hairy vetch)
Lineage: Eukaryota; Viridiplantae; Streptophyta; Magnoliopsida; Fabales; Fabaceae
Exons: 3
Coding region: 153-2039 (628 amino acids)
Source: RefSeq, a predicted model, not a curated record
UCUCUCUCUCUCUCUCUCUCUGAUACUGUCUCAGCCUUUACCUUAUUAUCAUUACCUUAUUAUCAUGUCAUUUUCAUUCUGAUUUCACCACUUUAACAACCUCUUUCCAACACCACUUUUCAAAUCUCAUCCAUCUCACAAAUUUACCAAUUAUGGGCAAAGAUUGGUAUUGGGGUGCCAGAAAAUCCUCCAAGAAAACAACACCUCAAUCAGAUAUCCCUUCUGGUUGCAUGUGUGCACUUUUUCAAACCUUUGAUUUUCAUCCCUUUCACUUUUCCAUCAACCAACCACAACAACAACAACACUCUCCCAUUCACUCCAUCUCCAAACAACCUGAAGCUCCUAGGAAUAGCUUGGAAUCACAAGAUGAACAAAGUUUCAAAAUCCCCAAAAACAUAAGAACAAGAGGAGGAAGUUUCAAUGAUCUUUCCUCUGACGUUUCGUCUCCCGGAACAAAAACACCAACGUUGGUAGCAAGGUUAAUGGGUCUUGAUCUUCUUCCAGACGCAAACUCACCCUCUUCAUCUUCUUCUUCGUCUCUCUCAACUCCAAGCAGACAAAGCCAUUACCAUACUAGACCAAAACCAGACAAGAUCAAAAUAAUGAAACACAGACACAGCACAGACAGUGUCAUCAUGCGGUCUUUGCCUGAAACUCCAAGGUUGUCCUCAGAAAGAACCUCAUCAUCAUUUGUUGAACAUAGACUCUCUCUCCAAAUCAACAAAGAGAAUAUGAUCAAUCACGGUGAAGAUUUAGACACUCCUCCUCGGUUUUCAUUCUCGAAAAUCAGAAAACAUGUUAAGGAAAGUGUUGGUGGAAGAAAAGUUGGCAAAGACAUCACCAACAACCCAAUCAAAAAUACUAAACAGCAAGAACAAGAACAAGAAAAAGAAGAUUUUGUUGGUCAAAUCAAAUUCAAGAAGCCUCUCAAACCAUUGAAGCCACUAGAAGAAUCAAACCAAGGAAAACAUUCAAACGCAUCUCACUCCCCAAGACUCAGCAGAUUCAAUGAUAACAGCAACAUCAACAACCACAAACAUUCGCCAACUCUCAAAGACCAAACCACACAUCAAGUACCAAAACAAUCAUCACCACCACCUUUGGUCAACAUGGAAGCACAGGUUUCAAGAGUUUCAACAAAGACUAAAACUCAAGCAAUGUCAGAGAAGGAGAUGAUGAUCAAGGACAAAAAAUCAUUCCCAAAAUGCAAGAAAACAGCACCACAUGGGAAUACGAGUCCACGGAUCAACAAGAAUCAACAGACAACCAUCGUAAACAAGCAACAAGAGUCUUUCAUUAUUCGACCCUCAUCAUCAACAACUAAAACCAAGAAAACUCAUCCACUUUCAAACAACACUCUCCUUCUCAAAACACACCCUUCUCCUACAGAUACAAAAAUCCCUCAAAAACAGGUAAAUGAUGAUAUCCAAGAAUCCAAAAACAUGUCACAGUUAUUUGGUUCUUCGCGCCAGAAGUACACUCUCCGCAACCAAACAACCAACAAUGAAUCAAAUUCUAACAGUUCUAUCGCCGCCGGAGCCAAAGACAAAGAACCAGAAUAUCAGUACAUUACAACCAUUCUAAACCGUACUGGAAUACACCAAGCAACAACAACAAACCUUCAACAUUUUCAAUGGUUCUCUUCAACACAUCCAUUAGACCCAUCAAUUUUUCACCGUCUUGAACUCUACCCAAAUAUUAAAGAUAACAAAUUUACGCAGAAAAAUCAUCUGGGUCCCCGCUGUAACCGUAGAUUACUAUUUGAUUUACUCGACGAAGUACUGUCGGAGAUUCUCACCAAACCAAACAGUCACCGUGGGUUAUUGCUACUAGACACAGUAUGGAACCGAGUUCGGAGUUUCCCACGUGCGAAAUGCGAGGUUUUGGAAGACAUAGACGGGUUAAUAGAAAUGAAAGACAUGAUGGAUAAGAUCAAGGAAGAAGAAGAAGGCGAAAAAGUGGUGGCGGAGAUUGAAGGGAAGGUAUUAGAAAUGUUAGUGAAUGAAACAAUAACCGUUAUGGUGGGUCCUAACCGUUAAGGACGGCGUCGUUUUGUGAUGGUGAUAGUGGGAGACGAAGAGACAUGAAACAGAGGGUGUCACAUGGGAUUUGGAUUCACGUGAUGAGAUGCUUUGUUCAUGGCUAUGGUGGUAUGUAUGCAUGAUGAUGGAUCCAUCUUCCAUGGAGGUUUUGGGUUGACGGUGGGUCCACACGUAUGUACCAUGAAAGAUAACACGUGGUUUUUUUAAUGCGAAAGAUUUUGCAGCGGAAUUUAUGGCUAAUAAUUAUUUUUCUAUAUGUUUUUUUUUAUACUAGUACUUUCUUUUUCUUGUGUAUAUACUCCAUUUGAUUUGUAAUUCAGGAAAUUUAUUGAAAGUUGAUGAAUUAUCUUUCUGUUUUAUUUUCAAUU